GGGAGGAGAAAAAAACCACAAAAAAAAACGGAGAGAAAAAACCCCAUAAUAAUUUCAGAAAUUAUCCUACUGAAUUGAACGGCUGCCUGGUGGGGGUGUGUGUGGAAAAGUUGCUCAUGAUAUUACAGGGCAUAUGCUGCGAUGGAGACGUGCUGAAAGAUGGACAACAAUUAUUUUUGAAUAAAAGUCAACGUUACCGCGAAAGGAGGAUUUUUUCCCCCCUCCCUCCCCCCGUUAAGUUAUCGGGAGUGAAACUGGUAUCAGACAAAGAGGAGGCGAGAGAAUCUGACCGUAAGGCAUGUCGUCGGAAAAACACGGUCUCGACGAUUCUGGCCGCCAGCCCAUGCAGCCACCUCCGUACCUCCCGGGGCCCCAAGACCCCAACAUACCCCAGCACCCCAACAUGCCCCUGGUACCUGGCUCCCAACCCAACUACCCACCUCCACCCCCACCCCCGGGCUCGGAGGGCUACCUUCAGGAGACGCAGUUUCACUGUGGCCCGCUGGGGCCCCCGGGGGCCCCGCAAGGCUACACGGUUCAGACCCAGGGUGCCGGUGGCACCAUGCCCAACCCCCCCGUAGGAUACCUCCACCCGGGCUACCCCCUCCAGCUGCAGCCCUGCACAGCUUACGUACCCGUCUACCCGGUGGCAUCGGGUCAACCCUACAUGCCAGGUGGUGGAGGGCACCCAGGGAUCCCACCAGGCCAGAUCCACCCCAUGCAGAUGCCUCCCAGUAUUACCUUAAUGGACCGCAGACCCCCCCACGAUUACCUGCCCAUUGCUGUGCUCACCACCGUCUGCUGCUUCUGGCCCACAGGCAUCAUUGCGAUCAUCAAAGCAGUGCAGGUGCGCACAGCGAUAGCCAGAGGGGACAUGGUGACGGCGGAGAUAGCGUCCCGCGAGGCGCGCAAUUUCUCCUUCAUCAGCUUGGCUGUCGGCAUCGCCUCCAUUGUUCUGUGCACCAUCCUCACCGUGGUAGUCAUUAUUGCCUCGCAGCACCAUGAUGACGACUGGGAGCCGUAACUGCACGCAGACCAGGCGGAGAGAAAAAAAUGCAAACAAAAAACACCCACAAACAAACACGGAAUACAUUAGCUCGCAAACUACUUUCAAUUGGGCAGAGAAAAUAGGAGCACUGGACGUACACUCACUGCUGCAGUUUACCGCUACUGUACGAUAGGGGUCUGAAACUCGCCCCCACCCCCCAUCCCCGUGUACUGUUUUGCACGCACAGCUCAGACUCAACCUAGUGGCAUCCGACGCACACCGACAACUAAAAAAACAGCCAAUCACAAGCUGACAUUCAAACGUCACUCACAAGUAGUUACCCAACGAGGCCCUGAGUUGCUGUUAACGCGGGAGCUGUUUUAUUAUUUACGUUCAGACAUGGGCGUAGGAGGGGAAACAAAGCUCCCUGCAUUAACAAUUCAUUCUAACGUUCACUGAUUCAUGACCCCUCUUCCAAACCUUGUCAGAUCAGAGUUUAGGUCGCUCUGCGUGUUUCAUUCAAGUGUUAAAAAAACCCCUCCAAACCACAGUAUUUCCCAAAUGAAUCAACACGACAGCUGAAAUAAGAGACAGUAUGUGUUGAGAGAUUUUUUUGAGCUUACGAUAUUUACAUGCGCACAUAUUAGUCAUACAUGUGUAAGGGUCUGUGUCCGCGAAAGCGUUUUUUUUUCUCUCGAGGCCACCGUACUUUUUGAAUUGAUAGACGCUACGUUCGUCACUGUCACAUGUACCCAGCCGUCCAAUCACAGUGGAAGAGGGGUGGGCCAACUGUCACAAAUACCAACCGUCACAUCCUACGUGUACAAGUGCUGAACAACGUCAAAAUGGCGUGUCCAUGGCUGUACCAGACGACGUCCCCGGACUACCACAAUAUCAAUAUGAAAACUAAUGCUUGGAGGAACAUUUCGUUCACCAUGGGUCUAUUACGUGCUCUACCUUAUGCCGACAUUUUCACAUUCCGUAGCCCUUUGUUCAUUACACAAACUAUGCGAAAUCCGUUACUUCCGCGGAUUUCCGUGCCAUGGCAACCAAAGCGCCUAAAACCGAAAAAAAAAACGCCGCGCCUCUCAAGCGCCCCCAGCUGGGCGUUUUCAGAAGAGCGCCCAACAUUUUCAGCUAGGGGGAAAGCAAACUUUGGCGGACACAGGCCCUGAGUGUUAAUGUGUUUUUCUUUUUCUGUUUCAAAACAAUGUGCCAUGUUGGAACAGUGUUUUCCUAUCGAUUUACGGAGUAGUACUAGUACCGAUAGACCUAACGUAAGAGACUGCCAAACUGAGGCACAGUAGGCCGAGAGUCGACGAUCUACAGACAUCCAACACAACCAAACGAUGGACUGACUGACAAAGCGGCUGUCUUAAUAUAACCAAGAACAUGAAAUAUAUUUGAGGUUAGUUGAACUCUUUCAACGUUAAAUGGACACUUCAUGAUGAAUGAAAUGCUAACUGGCUAUCAUACCUUAUGUACGAUGUGUUUAUUGAAAAUAUGCUAUUUGUUAAUUUAUUUGAUAUCUGCCACUACAUUGUCCUUUUCUGGUUUUAUUUGCCGUAUAUCAAUAGUUUGUUGCAGCUAUUUGACAUUUGGGAAUUGGUUUAAAUUUGAUAUCUCUUCGGAUGAACGUGCAUCGCUUAACAAAAUGGCAAAGCAGCUUAUAUUUCUAGCUAGUUUUUUUUUUUUUAGCUUGUCUCUCAAAAGUGAUUGGUAUAUUUUCAAAAUGUUAUUUCUCUAGAAAUUUGUGCCAUUUCUCACGAAGUUCAUUGGUGUAAAUCAAACCUACUGUCGCAACAAGGUAGGAAGGCAGAUUGGAUCAUAGGCAUUUGAAUCUGAGAUGGAUGCAAAAGAGCUGCUGCUUUUGCGGGUAACGUUUAUUUAUUUAUUUAUUUUUGCACGUACUUAAUAAGAGAUUUAUUUACCGGCCUAUAUUGCAUUGCACAUCUCCCCUUAUUGCAUUUCAAAUAACCACCAUUAAAGUUAUUUAGUACAUUAGACAGAACUUGCUUAUCAGGUAACAUAACCCUGCAUGCCACGUUUUUUUUUCUUUUUCAUUUGUCUUGUGUAUUGAUGCUAGGCCUGAGCCUGCGAGCUUACAGUUUGCCUCCAACUGAUAAGGAUUCCCCAUCUGUGUGUGUGGUCUUUCUAAUGUAGCCUAGUACUGUGCAGCAGGUACCCUCAUGUGUGCAUGAGCCUACAUGGCUCUUUCUUAAUGGUAUUAAUUGAAUGACAUGAGGCUGCAGCCAGUGAAAAGGGGGAACUGAAUAUGAAUGUCUCAAAGGAGAGAGCGAGAGAGAUUAAAGUCGAUGCCUAUACUAUAUUGUAGCACUUUCCUCUUUGACAUCUGUCUUCACUUCAACUUCUUGCUGUUUCUUUCUUUCUCUUAUCCUCUCCGUCUCUUUCUCUAGGCCACAAUAGUUGUUGGACCUAGUAAUCAGUAACAUAUCCCUCUGCUCUGAUGAGUCCUAUGCUAACGCUAUUUUCAAAGUAAUUAUAUGGAUACAGAUAUUGAAAUUGUUAUGUUUGUUGACAGUAGCUGCAAAUAUAGAUGGUAUUACUAUUGUAUCAGAGUAUAAGGUUUUCAGUGAUUAUUAUUAGUAUUAUUAUUAUUAUAAGCUUGGAUUUCAAUUGAUUAUCAUUAAGACGGUGUAAACUGUAUUGGACAAAUGUGUCUUUAGUCCAGUGACACACUAUUCUGCAAAUGUUAAAAACAGGCAAUGCAAGUGCUUUUCUCAUCUUAUUAUUGAAGAGAAACAACCCCAGAGGCGGCUAUAUGCGCUUGCCCAAUUGAAUCACUCCUAGCAUAUCUAGCUUAGACAGCGGUAGGCCGUGAUCUCCAUGUGUGCUUUCGUAUAGGGCUUUUCUGUGCCGUUUUACACAUGUUGGCCGGGCAAAGUGAACCGUAGCUGUUUACUAUACAGGUGGAAGAUUUCGUACCUCUUCAGGUACUUUAUUCUUUUUUUCUUUUGUUCUUGUAUUGUUUGAACUUGUAAAUGGUACGGGUUGAUUGUUCAAAGAGGCUGCUGCCAAAUUACCUGUGUACAUGUGCUGCUUCUCUCGAGGUUUAUUAUGUUCAUGGAUGUGUUACACAUGCUUCAGUCAUUUCUGACUUUAGUUGUUCAAUUAAUGAAUAAUAAUAAUA
Lampris incognitus (smalleye Pacific opah) is the source of this 4139-nucleotide messenger RNA. It is a transcript of the gene prrt1, whose product is annotated as proline-rich transmembrane protein 1. Gene Ontology annotation, cellular component: membrane. Bases 299 to 1024 code for a protein of 241 amino acids. The record is from RefSeq and is a predicted model, not a curated record. The transcript has 4 exons. NCBI's taxonomy places the organism in Eukaryota, Metazoa, Chordata, Actinopteri, Lampriformes, Lampridae.